Meloidogyne enterolobii is the source of this 534-nucleotide messenger RNA. The record is from the annotation of a GenBank genome assembly. Lineage: Eukaryota; Metazoa; Nematoda; Chromadorea; Rhabditida; Meloidogynidae.
UGGAGAGGAAGGUUUGUUUGCAGUUAUAAAGAAGGAAAGGUUCUGCGAACUACAUAGUCUAAUUUUUAAUAUAAGCCUUCAUUCACUUUUCUUUUGCGUUUUUUGCAACGUCCCAGUUCACUCUCAUACUAUGUAUUUCAACAAAAUACUUAGAAAUUUAGGAGGACAAAAGUGACAAUAGGAAAAGUAAACCGAAACAGAUUUUUUUUAUAUAAAGAUAGAUUCUGGGGUGAUUGUGGCAAAUGUGAUCCAAGCAGGCAUUGUUUCGAUUGCAAAGAAAAGCGGGGGAUGUUAUUCCGUCAAAGAGGGAAGGUGGUCCAUAUAUUCUGGGGUGGAUGUGGCAAAUGUGAUCCAAGCAGGCAUUGUUUCGAUUGCAAAGGUAGAAAUUGUAAUACAGCAGAUAAAUUCAAAAAUGCGUUUUAUUGUUAUGAGGGAGGUGAUGAAGAAAUUGGCAACAGUGUAUGCCAGCAAAAUUAUUGUUAUAUAUAUGUUGAUAGUAACGGUAAAAUAAUCCAGUGUGAUAAAUCCCAUUAG